CACGAGCACCACUCAGUAGGGCAAAGCAUGUCAGCACGAGGAGCUCGGAGGUCGUCUGCGGCGGCUUACGGAGCGCUGCCCGGCGCCCCCAUCGCGGAGAUCCGCACGCGCAAAUGGUCCAAGCAGCUUAAGACAGUUGGUCACUUGACCAUUCCCAAGUGGAUCCCUGACCAAGAGGUUCGGCGCUGAUUUUGAGCAUGACUACUAUUAUAGACGAAUGCAGUGUUGAUGUCGAUGUUGUAUGUGUGUAGAACCCCACGGAAGCACUGCAGAAAGGAGCGUUCAAGAAGUCGAAGGGACGCAAGCGCGGCGCAGGUGAAGUGGGGCGCAUGACGCGCAGUGUGCGCCAACAUAUGGCUGCACCGUUGGAGCUGUUGUCUGAGUACCCGGUUCGCGUCCACUCGUCACGACAAUCAUCUCCCGCGAGGACUGCAACGGCAUCGUCCACACCUGCGCGAACGCCUGUGCCGAUGCCCUCCCCUGAUGCUAUGCCAGCGGACGCUACUGCUGCUCUUGGACUAGCUCCAACUGCUUCUAGUGUGCCGACCACCACUGAAAGACCGACCAAACAGGAAUAUGGUGCGACCCUGUCCGUUGAGCAGCAAGGAGCGCUGCCCCCACAAACCGCAAUGAAGGCUGAAGCUGCGCCUAUAACCCCCGCGGAAGCAUCAUCAUCUACUCCGACGCUCCCAAUGAUGCCGAUAAUGCCACCUGUAUCCAACCAAAUGAUGGCUGAAGUGCCGUCGGACGAGCAGCUAGAGAUGGUUCUCGACGACCUCCCGAUGCUCGACGCGGACGAUAGCUUUAGUUUGGAUGCGCUGGAUCCUGCGUUCUUGCCGACCCCAGCGCCGUCAGGUGCUCCACCAGCCAGCCAACACCCCAAUGGCACGGAUUCGAAGCAACAAUCGGUUGAAAACUCGUCGGCAUCGGUCAGCGAAGACGACGCGUCUGCAAACUCGGGCUCGUCGAUGCCAUCAGCUUCGCCCCAGUCUUCUCCUGGAAUGAUGUCUCGGUCGCCGUCGCCCUAGGCACCGCAGAUUUGGUGAUCGUAAGACGUCGACUGUGCAGCAGCGAUACCAGUGCAAAGAGAAUAAUACUCGAAGUACGUAUUCUUGCAUGAUGCUUAAAUUCAACGCAUAUCGAGAGAACCUAUCAAGUGUGUUGUAAAACUGCCGGGGUUACUUCCGUAAAACUCUUCGCGCCAGCGCCUGAAGUUCUAUCAUUUCAGCCGUCUGGACAGGAAAAAAUAAAUGAGACUGCAGCUGUAGUGCAGGGCUAACAGAAAGCCAUGACUUACAGAGUCGUUGUGCCGAGGAUUCCGGCGCAGCAUGAACCGAGCGAGGUGGUCUAAAGGUCGAAUCGGAGGACCCACAUCUUCGCUGUCUUCGUCCCGCUCCUCACUGGCCUCUACAGCCUUGAGCAAGUGCACAAUGGCUACAGAGAACGACA
This is a messenger RNA of Phytophthora nicotianae INRA-310, 1449 nucleotides long. RefSeq lists its product as hypothetical. Lineage: Eukaryota; Oomycota; Peronosporomycetes; Peronosporales; Peronosporaceae. The transcript is spliced from 4 exons. The coding region runs from base 330 to 1028 and encodes 232 amino acids. The record is from RefSeq and is a predicted model, not a curated record.